Messenger RNA from Verticillium dahliae VdLs.17, 1644 nucleotides. RefSeq names its product vacuolar amino acid transporter 2. Gene Ontology annotation, molecular function: amino acid transmembrane transporter activity. The record is from RefSeq and is a predicted model, not a curated record. Bases 1 to 1644 code for a protein of 547 amino acids. Gene Ontology annotation, cellular component: endoplasmic reticulum. NCBI's taxonomy places the organism in Eukaryota, Fungi, Ascomycota, Sordariomycetes, Glomerellales, Plectosphaerellaceae. Gene Ontology annotation, biological process: amino acid transmembrane transport. The transcript is spliced from 3 exons.
AUGCCUCAGGCUCGGACUCAUGGAGCUUCCACUGGCGAGGACCAUGCCUCUUCCGAAGAAGAUCUCGGCCUCCUCGCCGACGAUCCCCUUGCCGACACCAACGCCAAGUCUCCGCGCACGUCAAACCGCGUCCGCUUCGACCUGACACCCUCCAUACGCGAAGCACCCGCCCCGAGCUCGAGCCAUGGCGCAAGCAGUUUCGACAUGGAGGAACCCCCUGGCUACUUCGAACAACACGGCCACGGCGACGACCAGCACCACCCCCUUCUGACCGACAUCGAGGCGCCCUCUGUCGCCCUCGCCAACAGUCCCUGGGCCGAAGACGAAGAUGUCCACGACUGGGCCGAGCAGCAGCGCCAGCGGCCCAAAUCCGGGCUGCGCAUGGCCUUUAUGAACAUGGCAAACUCCAUCAUUGGCGCCGGCAUCAUCGGUCAGCCCUACGCCUUCAAACAGGCCGGCCUGCUGGCGGGCGUCGUGCUGCUCGUCGGCCUGACCUUUGUCGUCGACUGGACCAUCUGCCUCAUCGUCAUCAACAGCAAGCUCAGUGGCAGCGACAGCUUUCAGGGCACGGUUCAGCACUGCUUUGGCAGGCCGGGCCUCAUCGCCAUCUCCGUGGCGCAAUGGGCUUUUGCCUUUGGCGGCAUGGUGGCUUUUGGUGUCAUUGUCGGCGACUCUAUACCUCAUGUCUUCUUGGCCAUCUGGCCCGAUCUGCGGGAGACGCCAGUCCUGUGGCUUUUGGCGAACCGUCAAUUUGUCAUUGCCGUCUUCAUCAUGGGCGUCAGUUUUCCACUGACGUUGUACCGAGACAUCUCCAAGGUACCCAUGUCCCUUUUGCCCUCCUCCAUCACCAGCAGGGCGCGUGUCGCUAACCAUGAGCAGCUGGCCAAGGCGAGCACGUUGGCCCUCGUCAGUAUGGGUGUCAUUGUGGUGACGGUCGUCGUCCAGGGCCUGCUGACCCCCAGAUCUGAGCGGGGCUCCUUCACGCCAGCACUCCUGACCAUCAACGGCGGCAUUUUCGAGGCCAUUGGCGUCAUCUCUUUUGCCUUUGUGUGCCACCACAACUCGCUCCUCAUCUACGGCUCCCUCAAGACGCCCACGAUUGACCGCUUCUCCCGCGUCACCCACUACUCGACCGGCAUCUCCAUGGUCUUCUGUCUCCUCAUGGCGCUGGCCGGCUUCCUGACAUUUGGCGACAAGACGCUGGGUAACGUUCUCAACAAUUUCCCCGCCGACAAUGUCAUGGUGACGAUUGCUCGCCUCUGUUUCGGCCUCAACAUGCUCACGACGCUGCCCCUCGAGGCGUUUGUCUGCCGCGAGGUCAUGUUCAACUACUUUUAUCCCGGUGAGCCCUUCAACCUGAAGCUGCACCUCAUCUUCAGCACGGCGCUCGUGGGUUCGGCUACCGUCAUCAGCCUCACGACCUGCGAUGUUGGCGUUGUCUUCGAGCUCGUCGGCGCCACCAGCGCGUGCGCCAUGGCAUAUAUCCUGCCGCCGUUGUGCUACAUUAAGCUGACGACGCGAUCCUGGCGCACUUACCUGGCCAUGGCUAUUGUUGUUUUUGGCACCAUUGUCAUGUGUAUUAGUCUGGUACAGGCUGUCGGCAAGAUGAUUAGCAACGAGAGCGGCGCGGCGCAAUGCAUGUGA